UGUACCUCACUGGCCUCCGUCAAUGCGGAAGUAUCCCAUGUGUUGUUUCAUCUCAUUCAUACUAAUGUAAUAUCAUGUAUUAAUCGGUCUUGUGUGUGAAUUGAGUUUUAAACCAUUAAAAUAUGCUUCGCAAGAGGACCAACGUACGAGAAGAUGGCGACAGUGUCAAAUCUGACAAAAAGAAGACACAGACAGCACAGGACACUAGUGUUACUGUGCCUCAAAGGAGCUGCUGGUCUGUUGUGUCUUUCUGGAUGAAGAUUCUGCUCUUCCUCAUCUUCACUCCAGCUUUCCUAAACUAUGCCUCCCUACAGAGAGAAGGACAGGUGCUGUCAGAGACAGGCGCUCAGUUAAUAGAUAUUGGUCUGGGCCAAAAGAUCCACCUGCUGUGCAAAGGACAUGGACAACCAGUUGUGGUUCUUGAUGCUCCAGCAGGGAUGUCUUCAGAUGUUUGGUACUACGUUCAAGAGAGUCUCUCAUUAACAACAAAGGUGUGCACCUAUGACAGAGUUGGUCUUGGUUUUAGCCGAAGAACCCUGGAGAAUGAAACCACAGGCACAGAGAAAGUCUGGGGAAUGUCAACCACUGGAAGGAUGGUGGAUGAUCUCAAUCGAUUGGUCAGGGCUGCAGAUCUAGCCACGCCCUUCAUCCUGGUUGGCUCUGAACUGGGCACUCUCAACGGCAGAUUUUACAGCCACAUCCAUGACACGCAAGUGUCUGACUUGGUGUUGAUCGAUCCGAUCCCAGAAGAUGUCUUUGAAGAGGAGAAGUGGCAGCAGUACUGGUACUCUCACCUGAUUCCAUCCCUCCAGAUGAUGCAGUUUUCCGCAGCCGCAGGUUUGAGUCGUCUGCUCAUUAUCGUGGGUUUGUUGAAGCCUGUCAUUCAAGGAGAAAACAUCUCGGAGGAGCUUGGACAGCGACAGAAAUAUCUGUUAUGUAACCCCGCCCACCAGAGUGCUACAGUCGAUGAGCAUUUCUUUCUCAAUGAGAGUGCAGCUCAAGUCAGGGAGAUCUCGAGAUACAAGCCUCUUUCUAGCAAGACAUCUGUGCAUGUGAUCACUGGAGAAUCUUUUGAUGAACAACUGCCUAUAGAUCUCAAUCAGGUGGUUGCAGAACUGCAGAGUAAGUUUUUGGAGCGAUGUUAUCCUCGUGCCAAUCGCAUUCAAAUUCGUGGAACGGAUCGUCACAUGAUCUAUAAAAAUCCAUCCUUAGUUAUUCAGCAUUUACAUAAGCUUGUGUCACAAAAGCAGUACAAUCAAAAGAGACAAUGAUAGGUUUUGAAAUAUGUGGCCUCAGUUACAGUUUCAUUCAAUAAGAGUUUUCCAGCAGUGAUGCUCUCUUUGAUGAUGCAAGAGCCUGAAUAAAGUAUGUUGUUUAAUGUUGUUGCUGGAAACAAAAUAGCAUUGCAGUUUGUUUCUGUAUAAUAAUUUAUCUGCCUGUUUUUUGUUUGUUUUUUACAUCAGGAGGCUUUUGUAUUGUAAAUGAAUGUUUUCGAGUGUUGAAUAAAACUUAAGGUCUAACA
Misgurnus anguillicaudatus (oriental weatherfish) is the source of this 1522-nucleotide messenger RNA. Lineage: Eukaryota; Metazoa; Chordata; Actinopteri; Cypriniformes; Cobitidae. The record is from RefSeq and is a predicted model, not a curated record.